Protopolystoma xenopodis is the source of this 276-nucleotide messenger RNA. Lineage: Eukaryota; Metazoa; Platyhelminthes; Monogenea; Polystomatidea; Polystomatidae. The record is from the annotation of a GenBank genome assembly.
AUGGACGAGGAAUUCAAUUGUGAGAAAGGAUGCACAACCACCAACAGCCUACGGAUUGGUGAAGAUACACAAACAGGGCGGACCAGAAGAGGAUAUGCUGGAGGCGGGAAGGAGCAGGAGGGAGUCAUUGGCACGGCGAAUCAAAUGGACAACAAGGACGACCCAUUUCACAUUCAACGGGAAUGCUCAUCAACAAAUAUUUGGACUUCCGAUGGGAUCGCCGGUUUCACCUCAUUUGGUGCUCCUACGCAAGGAUUUUUCAUGCCCCGAACUUAG